AUGAGCAAAUCUCCACUUCAUUCUCCACCCUUUCCAGCUAUUGAUUUGGUUCCCAAGAAAGAAACGGAAACCUUGGAAUUCCUUCAGCAAUACCCAGAAUACGAUGGACGCAAUGUUGUGAUUGGAAUUCUGGACACCGGCAUCGACCCUGCGGCAGCUGGAAUUCGGUAUAUGCAAGAUGGAAAGACUCCGAAACUGAUUGACCUGGUGGAUUGUACGGGGAGUGGAGACGUAGAUAUUUCUUGCAAGGCACAAGUGACACCCUGUAAUGAUGGCGAUGAAGAGUGCUAUCAAAUAGAGGGUUUGUCAGGGAGGAAAUGGAAACUGCGCAAGGAAUGGUGGAAACAUGCUCCAGCUUCUGACAGACUCCCUUCCGUCCAACUGGGAAUCAAACGGGCCUAUGAACUUUUCCCAAGCAGCUUAGUGUCUCGCGUCAAGGCACAUCGAAAACAAGAACUAGAAAAGGCACUGGGUAGCGAGGUGGCCAAAGUCGCACGGCAGCUCUACCGAUGGAAACAGUCUUACGAUAAACGAACGGCCACCCACGAUCAAUUGCGCGAGAAAGACAAUCUUCAGGCACUUUUGGAUAUACUUAUGGAUCAGAAAGAUUUGGAAGAGGACCCUGGUCUGAUAUUAGACUGCAUCGUUUUUUACGAUGGAGAAGAUAUGCGUGCUGUCAUUCUGAGUGAUGAAGAUGUAGCAAAGGACGGGUCGCCAACAAUACAGCCAAUGGCAUCCUUUGCCAAAGAAUUCCAAUAUGGAACCAUAUCUACAUUGGAUCAAUACAACUAUGGGGUCAACUUUUACGACGACAACCAAAUACUGAGUAUCGUCGGGGACUGCACACCGCAUGGAACCCACGUCGCCUCGAUUGCUGCUGCUGCCGAAGGGGAACGCAGUGGUGUUGCACCUGGGGCACAACUGGUGUCCAUCAAGAUUGGGGAUUCCCGCAUGGGGUCGAUGGAAUCUGGUUCGUCGGUGGCUCGUGGCAUCAUGGCGGCAGUCAAAUUGGGAUGCGAUGUGAUCAAUCUUUCAUAUGGGGAGGCAGGUCAAUUGGCUAAUGAAGGAAGGGUGGCAAGGUUGGCGGAAGAAGUAGUUUGGCGGCAUAAUAUCAUGUUUGUUUCCGCUGUGGGCAAUAAUGGGCCAGCAUUGACAACCUUGAAUGCACCCGGAGGGAUUACAACUUGCAUCAUGGGGGUGGCUGCAUAUGUAUCCCCCGAUAUGAUGAAGGCCGAUUACAGCCUCUUUUCCAACACUACGAAGGCUGACGACGAUUUGGAGAUGGACGAGAAUGGCGAGGAUCCUGAUGCUUUGGUGGGGACGUCAUAUACGUGGAGCAGUGUUGGGCCAACGGUCGACGGCGCCAACGGGGUUUCGGUUUGCGCCCCGGGAGGUGCAAUUGCCUCGGUUUCCAACUGGACAAUGCAAAAGUCUAUGCUCAUGAAUGGGACUAGUAUGGCAAGUCCACACGCCUGUGGUUGUGUGGCGCUCUUAGUAUCAGCAUGCAAAGCAGAAGGCAUACAGAUAUCCCCUGCUCGAAUACAACGUGCCAUUGAAAACACAGCAAAAUCUAUGCCUAAUCUAACCAAUCUACAACAAGGUUGGGGGAUGGUCCAAGUGUCACGAGCCUUUCAACAACUCAAGGCCGUCAGGGAUAUAGCCAGUGAAGAUGUAUAUUUUGAAGUGAAUGUGGAAAAUCUACCUUCUAAUCCACGAGGAAUCUAUCUACGCCAAAAUGAAGACGUCUCCGCCAAACGAAUAUUUUCUAUUCGCAUCAACCCGCAAUUUCGUCGAGUCGCAGAUAUAGAUGAAACUUCCCAACGCUACCAGAUAGACUUUGAAAUGCAGUUCAAUCUCUGCUCCACGGCUUCUUGGAUCAAGGUUCCAAGACAUUUCAUGUGCAUGAACAAUGGAAGAACCUUCAAAGUUGCGGUCAAUCCUUGCAAUCUGGAACCGGGAGUCCACACGGCGAGGGUUUGUGGGUCCGAUUCGGAACAUCCUGAACGCGGUUUUCUCUGGUCUUGUCCGGUCACAGUGAUCAAACCAUUACCAGAGGAACCGACCGUUGAACUUCCUUCGCUUGAGUUCGAAGCUACGGAAAUCAAACGUUUGUUUGUCGUGCCACCACCUGGCAGUACAUGGAUGGACAUAACCGUAAAGGAUUGUCGGAGUGCAAAGAGGGAUGGUGAUGGGACUACGAAGUUGUAUGUUUUGCACACAGUACAAUUGCUGCCUCACACAGCCUAUCGAGAAUCUUCGACACAAAAGUACCUCAAUCUACUCCCAUCCCAGACAAGCAUUUGCUCCAUAUCCGUGGAAGCAGGUGUUACGUGCGAAGUGGACAUCGGUAGGUAUUGGGCGACUUCUGGAAUCAGCAAGGCUGAUGUAAUAAUUGAAUUUCGUGGGGUUCGGCCAGACCAAAAUGAAGUCUGCCUCUUAGCUGGAGAUUCCUUCAGGCAAGUGCAAGUUCACAGUGACCUUCGAGAUGAGAUCAUUUGUCCAACAGCAAAGCUGGCUUCCUGGAAAACAGCUUUGCGACCCAAAGAGGGGACCAUUUCUCCGCUUGGAGAACGAGAUGUCCAGCCUUGGAAUGAAAAGACAACUUAUCAAUUGAUACUUCACUAUGAGUUUUCACAAGAUGAGAAAGGUUCCUUCACGCCGCGAGUACCGGCGCUGCAAGGUGUCCUAUACGAGUCCACGUAUGAAUCGCAGCUCAUCCUUGCAUAUGAUGGCGACAAGCGCUAUCUCGGAUUUUGUGAUGCUUACCCAAAUUCAAUCAGUGCACCGAAGGGUCUUGUAGUAUUGAAGAUGCAAAUCCGCCACGACGACCCAACCAUGCUUGAAAAAUUGAAAGAUAUGACGAUAUGGAUUGAUCGAAAGCUGGACAAAGAGAUAUCAGUAUCAUGUUACAGUACUAGAGAAGAUAGACUGGUAGGGGGAAAGCGAAGUAUGAAGAAGCGGACUCUGCGAAAAGGCACAUGUGCAAGCAUCUUCUUCGCCGAGCCUUCGUCGUCCAAGAUUCCGUCCUGUAGGGAGGGCGAUGUUUUAAUGGGCACAGUCCACUUUUGUAGUGGUGACGCGACUCUUCCUGGCGACGGUAAACGGCCCGAUGGGUUCCCCAUUAGCUACACUGUAGGACCGAAGACGGAGAGACAAUCUUCAGAAGGAGAAGCCGUUGAGCAAAAGGAUGAGCGGACCCCAGACGAACGAUUAGCAGAGGCAAUUCGUGACUUGAAGGUGGACCAGCUUUCAAAACUGACAAGCGCUGAAAAAGAAAGUGGCCUCUUCGAAACUACGUUUAGCGGGCUCUUGAAAGAUUACCCAAGAUAUGUGCCACUGCUGUUAGCAAAUCUCAGGUAUUUGGACUCCUUGAAGAACAGAUCUGAAAUUCUCCCAACAGUAUUGCAAGCCGCAGACAUUGUUAUUGAAAAUGUAGCGGAAGAUGAGUUGGCAAUGCAUUUUGGCAGGCGAUUGGACAAGGACGACACAAAAAUGGUACAGCGGAACAAGGAUUUGGAAAAGACAAAGCAACAGCUUGUCGAGGCCUUAGUUCGGAAGUCCUUGGCAUUGAUAGACCUGAAGGAUCAACAAAACGCACCGCAAUUGUUCGAAGAAACACUGAGAAAGCUGAAGGAGUGGGUGGAUAUUGAUUCAAAUGGAAAGUUUGCUGCCUUAGUUCUUGAACGUGACAGUAGAUUGGGUAGGUUCGGCCUCGUUUUGAAGCGCCUGAACAAACUUAUUUCAAAGAACAAUGGCAAAGACACGGGCGGGGCGAGACCAUUGUCCAAGUCUGAUUUGCUACAGAGACGUUGUGACGUGCUGAAAGAAUUGGGCUACACUGCUUUGGCAGAGCGAGAAGAGUCCAUGAGGCUGAUCAUGAAGCCCAAGGAUUACAUGCUGUUCUAG
Molecule: messenger RNA, 3906 nt
Organism: Cylindrotheca closterium
Lineage: Eukaryota; Bacillariophyta; Bacillariophyceae; Bacillariales; Bacillariaceae
Source: the annotation of a GenBank genome assembly